Molecule: messenger RNA, 603 nt
Organism: Hibiscus syriacus
Lineage: Eukaryota; Viridiplantae; Streptophyta; Magnoliopsida; Malvales; Malvaceae
Product: auxin-responsive protein SAUR50-like
Exons: 1
Coding region: 41-358 (105 amino acids)
Biological process (GO): response to auxin
Source: RefSeq, a predicted model, not a curated record
UCUCCUCUCAAAUCUAAACCCCAGUGGGAAUUCAAAGAAGAUGGCCAUCAGGAAAUCAAACAAGUUACCUCAGACAGCAGCCAUCAAGCAAAUCCUAAGGAGGUGCUCCAGCUUAGGAAAGAAACAAAGCUACGACGAUGAGCAGGGACUCCCUCUGGAUGUCCCGAAAGGCCAUUUCGUUGUGUAUGUGGGUGAAAACAGAAGCAGAUACAUUAUCCCCAUCUCUUUCUUGAACCGACCCGAGUUUCAGAGUUUGCUUCAUCAAGCUGAAGAAGAAUUUGGGUUUGAUCACGACAGGGGUCUCACCAUUCCUUGUGAAGAAGAAGUUUUCCAGUCUCUGACAUACAUGCUCAGAUGAAAAACAGGACAACAUAUAUGAAUCUGUUUUCGGAGAAUACGAUUAAGAUGAAGCUGCUUCAUUGCUUCUCUCAUCAGAAUUUCUCCUUCGUAUCUUCUUUUCCCCCCUUUUUACCAAGUUGUUUAAACUCUAACCCCAAAACCCAUAAAUAGUAUUUAAUUUAUGUGGGUUUUUAGACUUGUAUACCAACUGCCAAUGUACCCACACUCUGUGAGGCAAGGGAACUAAUAUCAAGGAUAUUUGGC